Messenger RNA from Arabidopsis arenosa, 1183 nucleotides. Lineage: Eukaryota; Viridiplantae; Streptophyta; Magnoliopsida; Brassicales; Brassicaceae. The record is from the annotation of a GenBank genome assembly.
GUUAGUUUGAUCGAUUAGCUGAUAAUUGACAUUUUUGACGUAAAAAAUGAAGGGUCGAAGGAAAUUUCCCCAGAUGGUCAUCAUUAACGAUCAUGAUGCGGCAGCUCCAGCGAAAGAAGCUGAUAAGAAUGAAUAUGCGGCAGCACAGGAACAUAUGAUCGAAAACAUAGUCUUAGUUGGGCGUACAGGGAAUGGAAAAAGCGCCACUGGGAACAGCAUCAUCAAACAAAAGGUGUUCGACUCGAAAACAAGGGCAGGAGGUGUUACUAUGAAAUGCCGCUCAGUAAGAGCAGUGACACCAGAAGGCCCAAUACUUAAUGUGAUUGACACUCCUGAAGAGGAAGAGAAGGUACUUUGUACCUUGCAGCUUAUUUUUGGGAGUAAAAUUGUUGAUUACCUUGUCGUUGUUUUCACGGGGGGAGAUGUGUUAGAAGAAGAUGGUUUGACAUUGGAUGAAUAUUUGGGUAAUGAUUUACCGGACUUCUUAAAGAGAGUUCUCAAAUUGUGUGGCAAACGAAUGAUCGUGUUUGAUAACAAAACCAAGGACGAGGCCCGAAAGACAAAGCAAAUCCGCGAGCUUCUUAAGCUUACCGACCAAGUCAGAAAGCAGAACCACAAUAUUCCGUAUACCAAUGAGAUGUACCAUAAGAUAAAGGAAGAAAAUGAUAGGCACAAGAAACAACAAGAAAAGCUUAAAUCAGAAACGCAUUCAGAAGAACGACUCGAAGCAUUGAUGAAGGACUUACAGCUAAGGAAUGAAAUGAACCUCAAGGCAAUGGCAGAGAUGAUGGGAACAAAUUUAAAAAUUGCUAUGGAUGCGCAGGAGAAGCUCUUUGAACAAAGAGAAAAAUUGCAGGAGAAGGGCUACCUCGAAAAAUUGGAUAUGCAAGAAAAAUCAAGAGAAUCUUCGUGGUAUCUUGGUUGCGCAUGUUUUGGAAUCAUUUCAUUUGCAUUUGACGAGAUAUAUAUAGAGCCAAGAAUGGGUUUAGGGAGAAGAGCACCAGAUCAAGAAACUUAUCUAGAAAGGAGGCGAGGAAGCCAGUUUCAUCUAGCCUUGAGUAAACCUUGGAAUGAUACGGUAGGAGUUACAAAAGCUCGCAAGGAGUGAACAUCAACCAAAGGGAAUGAGGAAGAAAGCUUUCAAGUGUACAGGUUUGGCAUGCAAGAAAAUCUUCACUGCUUC